UUUAUGUCAAGUUAGAAAAGACAAACUAUUCCUUCUCUUCUGAUAUGAUUGCAUGUUUGUAAUUUUGUAGCAUGUGAUGUCACGAGGGUGUUGGCUUUUAGGAAUUUUGCAGUUGAGAAGGAAGCAGUGGCAGUUUGUAUGCAGUCAGAAUUUGAAGACCUUUCGAUAUGCAUUCGGUUUCUCUUCAGUUAGGUCCUGAACAAGUGUACAGAUGGACGUUUGUACUUAAUUCUUUAGUAAAGGCUUAGCAUAUGGAACAUGAAACCAAUUUAAGUGGAUACAAUAUAUGAAAGCAAUGUCAAGUCUGUUUGGUUUUUCAAACUCUGUUCCUCUGCCAGGAUAUCCAUUCUAUCAGGUAUCUUACAGUCAUAACCAGCAGACCACCACAUUUAGACAUCCUGUGACAGGGCAGAUUUCUCCAGAAAACAUUGAGUUCCUAUUACGAGAAGAGCAAAAUUCACACAUGUCCAAGCAACAAAUAAACCAAAGACCCUCAAGCAUGGUCAGCGAAACAUCCACUGCAGUAACUGCAUCCACUGUUGAUACAAAACCUGUUCCUAAGGUUGUAAAAUCUGGCAACAAAGUUCACAGUUUUGGAAAGAGGGACCAGUCUAUCCGGAGGAAUCCUAAUGUUCCAGUUGUAGUACGAGGCUGGCUACAUAAACAGGAUAGCUCUGGAAUGAGGUUAUGGAAAAGACGAUGGUUCGUACUUUCUGAUUAUUGUUUGUUUUACUACAAAGAUAGCAGAGAAGAAACUGUUUUGGGUAGCAUACCGUUGCCUAGUUAUGUCAUAUCUCCCGUUGGACCUGAAGAUCGUAUCCACCGCAAGUUUUCCUUUAAGGCUGUCCACACAGGGAUGAGGGCAUAUAUUUAUAAUAAGAGUUCUGUUAUUGGCUCCCAGGCAGAGCAUUCAGGGAUGCGCACAUAUUACUUCAGUGCAGACACCCAAGAGGAUAUGAAUGGCUGGAUUCGGGCCAUGAAUCAAGCUGCCCUGAUGCAAACCAGAUUUUCAUUAAAGAGAGAAACAGAAAAAAUGGAUCAGCAAGCUGGUCCUCAAACAAACCAUGUGGAUGCCUGUAAAGAGUAUGCAAAAGUGGAGACGUCUGAUAGGAAGGAGAGUUAUCAAAAAACAACUGACACCUUUGGAUAUGAUAAGCAUGAAGAUAUAAAAAAAGACAGGGAAGAUGAGGAAUAUUAUGUCUUUAGAAAGGAAACUUUGGAAGCCAAGAGGGGGAAAGCCAAGCACCCAGUAACAUCACCAGAAGUUGAUUCAGCAUUUUCAGAUUUUGCAAGCAUAGCUCGGCCUCAAGUAGCUCAGCCUCAGCCAGUUGAGAAGAAUGGGACACUUCCUAGUUCAUUAAGCACAAGUGCAGGCCCAGUGGAGCAGAAUGGUACCAGCUCAUAUAAAAGAGGGUUUGUUCCCAGAGCCAACCCAGAUAAACAGGCACAAAGGAAAAAUAACCUGGCUCAAGUAGAGCACUGGAUAAAAGUCCAGAAAGGAGACACAAAAAGUCAUGCUUCUGAUCAGACUCUUACUCGUCAAGGUCCCAGUCAAUCUGUGUCCUUUCCUGAAAAUUAUCAUACCUUGCCAAAGAAUACCAGGCAGCCUUCAGGGAGCUCUCCUCCACCAAAUCGUGAUUUGCCAAGUGACUACAAAUAUGCCCAGGACCGGGUUAGCCACUUGAAGAUGUCCCAGGAGGAGAGGAAAGCUAACAAGGAUGGUACUGUAUGGCAGCUAUAUGAGUGGCAACAGAGACAGCAGUUUAAACAUGGCAGUCCUACUGCCCCAAUUUAUGGAGGUUCUUCAGACUUUGCUGACCGCAGUAAAUCAAAAAGUUCCCUAGAUGUUCCACGAUCAAUUUCUGUCCCUCCAUCUCCAUCAGAUAUUCCUCCACCAGGACCACCAAAAAAUUUUCCACUAAGGAGACCACAUACUCCUGCAGAAAGGGUUACAGUUAAACCGUCUGAUGAGAGACAGACUGUAGACAUUCCUUUUCCCGGCUCACCAAGGAAGAUCCAUAAUCAUGCUGUGAAGAGUUCUGCACAUAUUGAUAGACGAUCCAUGCCUGCUAUGGGCUAUAUGACCCACACUGUAAGUGCUCCCAGUUUACACGGCAAGUCGCCUGAAGAGCUAACAUUGCUUCUCAUUCGAUUAAGGAGACAUCAGGCUAAGUUGGCUAGUAUACGAAAUUACACAGUCGCCCAAUUACUGCAGCACUUGCCAACUAAUUCCACCUAUCAGGCUGAUGAUACCUACCUCCAGCUGAAGAAAGAUUUGGAAUAUCUGGAUCUAAAGGUGACGGGGUAUGAUACACUAAAAAAACGAAGUACAAAACCUGUCAAGAUUGCAGAAAGUGAUAUUGAUGUCAAGCUAAGCGUUUUCUGUGAACAGGACAGAAUUUUACAGGACUUGGAAGACAAAAUAAGAACUCUUAAGGAAAAUAAAGACCAGUUGGAAUCUGUAUUAGAGGUCUUACAUAGACAGGUGGAGCAGUAUAAAGACCAGCCACAACACACAGAAAAAAUUUCUUACCAGCAGAGACUUUUACAAGAGGAUCUCAUUCAUAUUCGGGCUGAAAUAUCUAAAGUAUCAACCGAAAUGGAAAAUGCCUGGAAUGAAUAUCUGAAAUUGGAAAAGGAUGUGAACCAAUUGAAGCAAGCCUUACAGGAACAGAUGAACAGAUCAUUUUUUACUCAGGAGAAAUCACAAAUGCAAAAAGAUUUAUGGAGAAUUGAAGAUGUUACAGCUGGCCUAAGUGCAAAUAAAACAAACUACAAAAUCAUAGUAGAAUCUAUCAAGAACCCAGAAAGAAAAACAGUGCCUUCAUUUUCUCAGCCUGUAGUGCCUUCGUUACCAACUUCACUCACAACUAUGGAGAACAAAUUCUCUACUCAGCAGAGUCCUCCAUCUAGUCCCAUUAAGUCAUCUCUGGAGGUUAGGCUGUUUCCACAGCCUUAUAUUCAGCCUAGAACACAGUCUCAUCCACAGAAUCUGAAGAAACUUGAACCUCCUCUUCAGUCACCAGUUAAGCUAAAACCAAAGGAAGAUGAAGCACCACCCAGACCUCCUCUCCCUCAGCUGUACAGCCCUGAUGAUCACCCACCAGCUAUUCCACCUCUUCCAAGGGAAGCCUCUGUUAUCAGACACACAUCUGUACGGGGCCUGAAACGUCAGUCAGAUGAAAGAAAGAGAGAUCGAGAACUAGGACAGUGUAUGAAUGGAGAUUAUAGGGUAGAACUUCGUUCGUAUAUGAGUGAACCUGAAUUGGCAACAAUUAGUGGUGAUCUCAGCCAAUCUGCAGUUGGUUUCAUAGGUUCUGACAGUGGAUACCAGACAUUGCCUACCAGAGGAUUAUCUGGAUCAACUUCCAGACUGCACCAGUCAUCCACUGUAUCAUCUUAUGCAACACUUCGAAGAGAUAGCUCCAAGGAAAGACCAAAGAGUGCCUUGGAACGCUUAUACUCUGGAGACCACCAAAGAGGCAAGAUGAGUGCUGAGGAACAACUAGAAAGAAUGAAACGACAUCAAAAGGCAUUAGUUCGUGAACGCAAGAGAACUCUUAGCCAAGGAGAAAGACAGUCUGUUUCAUCUCGGUCUUUCAUCCGACCCAUUUCUGCAGACAUAGGCUCAUGGAAACGAGAGCAAGAAUUUGAUUUGCAGUUACUUGAGAGGACAGUACGUGGAGAAGAAAAGGAUGAAAAUGACUGGCUAAAAAUCCAUCCCACACCAGUCACAGAGACGGACCUGGAGCCUCAGGAUUAUGAUUUAGAUAUCAGCAGAGAGUUGUCAAAACCAGAAAAGGUUCUGAUUCCUGAGCGCUAUGUUGACCUGGAACCUGAAGAACCACUCACUACAGAAGAACGAGCUGCAAGACAUCGCAAAGCAGAAAAGAUAAAAAAUAUUCUUACCAAAUCCAGCAUGCACAAUCUACAGCCUACUGUUGUCCAGGACAAACACAACUCAGUUGAUUUAGAUUCACAGCUGCAGGAGCAGGAACGCAUCAUUACCAUAUCAUACGCUUUAGCUUCUGAAGCCUCUCAGCGGAGCAAGGAGGUAGCAGCUCAGCAGUUGACCUACCCAUCUAAAGCACUCUCACCUUCUGUACCACAACCACCUCACUCCCCCUUAAGCAAUGGAUUUCACUACACAUUUGUCUAAACACCUUGAAACCAAAGCAGUAACUGAACAGUGACAUCAGAUACACAACAACAACCAUUUGAUGACGCAGCAUGAAAGAAGAGACUUCACUAUACCAGCCGCUCUCUGAAGACGUUCAUCAGCUGAUCAUGUUUUUUCAGAAAUGAAUUCAGAGAAUAAUAGUGGGAUUUUCUAUGAAAAAUGAGUGAAUUGCAAAACAUUUUAGUUUGACAUUGCUUUAGUUCAGAGGUUUUUUAUGAAUACAUGGCACUUUUAAUAUACUCUGUAAAAUACUGACGUAUUUUUAGAACAGAAUAUAUUUUAGAUUUUUUUAAUCGAGGGCUGAGUUCAUUUAUAUAUAUACAUACACACACAUAUAUAAAAAGACCUUGUUCUAUAUUCAUUACAAACUAUUAUUUUACCUUAGAGUUUGGGUGCAUGUUGUAAAGCUCCUUGAUAAAAUAUAAUACUCUUGAAGCACAUAAUGACAUUUUAGUAAAGCUAAUUCAAAUGAGAAAUUAACUGAGUAUUCUCUUUUUGGUAGAAUUGGUCACUGUUUUACUCAUAAAAUAGCAAAGGACUCUUAGCUUGAAUUUCUAAAUAUUAGUACCAUCAAGUUGUUGGAAUCCUACCGUAAAGAACAAUAUUAUGGUAUUCAAUUGCUAAAGCCAGUUCACUUCUCAUUUCCUUGUAAUUACCUCACAAAUAACAUUACAUAGUGUGUUAUGUUACCACUGAUGGUAGUGCUAUCCUCCUCAGUAACAAGCAGCUAAUAAAAUAUAUUUUUUUCUUAAUGUAAGAGAAUGAGGAGGAAAAAUAAACUUUUAAUUAAAGUGUAUGAAGUGAGCAAUAAAGUGCUAAUAGAACGUGUUAUUUUACUAGUAAAUAUAUAUAUUUUCUCUCUAGUUGUUUUUCAUUGCAAAGUAAAAUGUGAUGUAUUGACAAGUACUUACCUAGAAGCAGCAAAAAUAAUGUAUAGUGGCACCUGCUUAUUUUGUAUAUAAAUUCAACAGGUGCUUUACUUUGCCAAAACUUUCAAGUACAUUGUUUUACUUGGGUACAAGGCAAGGAGUCAGCCAGUCACCUAGCAAGAAAAUCAGUUUGAAUAAACUUCUGUUGCUUCUGGAAAAAGUGUGUAGACACUUUCAAUGUGAGGCAUGAAUAAUCCUACAGUAUUGUGUAAUCUUUUAAGUAAGGGUCUGGGCCUAAAAAAGAAGUGAUUAAAAAUACUUUGCAGUGUUCUUUGAGACUUUUAAGUUGUGUGUUUUUGCUGCAUUGAAGUAAUGGUUUUAAAAAGACAAACUAGCCUGAGCUUGAAGUUUGUUUAAAUUCAUAAAAUAAUAAAAAUCAUACUGUAUUUUCACUAUGCUAAGAAUUAGUCUUUAUAAAUAUAUUUAGGAAAUGCAGUCUAUUUUAACUCAAUACUGCCAAUGUCAACUUCAUAACAUUUUGCCAAAAUAAAAUGAUUUUAUUUUUGCCUUUAUAAAAAUCUGAAGAGAAAUUAAGUGAAUAUUUUUCAAGAAAACAUUAAUUUAAAGUAAAAUGUAACAGUUUGGAAAAAAUGGUAUAUGUACAGAUUAAAAUAUUAACAAAAAAGCC
Alligator mississippiensis (American alligator) is the source of this 5737-nucleotide messenger RNA. It is a transcript of the gene PLEKHA7, whose product is annotated as pleckstrin homology domain containing A7. Gene Ontology annotation, biological process: epithelial cell-cell adhesion; cell-cell adhesion mediated by cadherin; zonula adherens maintenance. Gene Ontology annotation, cellular component: zonula adherens; pore complex. The record is from RefSeq and is a predicted model, not a curated record. Bases 287 to 4159 code for a protein of 1290 amino acids. The transcript has 27 exons. Lineage: Eukaryota; Metazoa; Chordata; Crocodylia; Alligatoridae. Gene Ontology annotation, molecular function: protein binding.